This is a messenger RNA of Trichomonas vaginalis G3, 981 nucleotides long. Its product is annotated as protein of unknown function, DUF4106 family. The record is from RefSeq and is a predicted model, not a curated record. The transcript has a single exon. The annotation marks the transcript as partial. NCBI's taxonomy places the organism in Eukaryota, Parabasalia, Trichomonadida, Trichomonadidae.
AUGCUUUUAAACCGAGUUAUAGGUGCACAGAGUGGAGGUUUAAGAGCGGCACUUUUAGCGAAAAUGGCAGGCUAUGGUGGAGCUGCAGACGGAACAGCUUAUAACCCUCAAAGUCAAAUGAAUUUGAGUUCACUCAAAAAUCAAAUAACAGAUGUCAAAAAGUCAAACAUAGACAUACAGAAACAAAUAAGUGAAAACGAAAAGAAACUAGAAUAUGACAGACACACAAAGAAACUCAAUGAGUUAAACGUAGAGAAAAAGAAGAAAGAAGAACAACUGAAAGAACUAAGUACAGAGGAAUAUGCGAAAAAAGUGUCAGAAAAAGCAGCAGAAGUAGCAAAAAUGGAACAAGAUGUUAUAAAUUUGAAAAACCAUACUACUCAAUAUAAAGUACUGAAAGAUGAAGAAAUAAAACAAAAAGCCCUGAAGACAUAUAUGGAUAGCGAUGAGUAUAAAAAAGAAGUUGAAGCAAAUGUAAAGGCAGAAAAACUUUUACAGUUGCAAAACCAAACCGUACAGUAUGAAAACUUAGCACAAGAAAGUAAAAAUAACGACGCAGCCAUGCAAAAGGCAAUGAAAAGCGCAGAAUAUAUAAAAGCUAACAAUGACUGGUUAGAUGCCCAAGCCAACGCCAAAGCAGCCCAACUUAUAGGGUCAAUAAGGACAAAAAUACAAGCGGAUGAAGACAGUUCAAAUGAAGCUUUAAUGAAUGCUGACUUUAAGAACGCCUUCGAAGCUCUUCAUAGUAAGGUGAAACUAGUGAACGACUUCUCAUCUGGAAAGAAACUGAAGUCUGAAGGUUUCGACAACGAGUUAAGAGAAGUAGCACAAAAUAUGACGAAAAUAACAGAUGCAGCAACGAGACAGGCAGUUCAAAGUGCCUAUGACGCCGUUAGAGCAACUGUUGUGGAAAGUCAAGAAAAAGAGUUACAACAGACCAAAACAGACCUAGUAAAUGCUUUCUUAAAAACGAAAAGUCAG